Acanthamoeba castellanii str. Neff is the source of this 1158-nucleotide messenger RNA. RefSeq names its product peptidylprolyl cis-trans isomerase, FKBP-type domain containing protein. The record is from RefSeq and is a predicted model, not a curated record. Gene Ontology annotation, molecular function: peptidyl-prolyl cis-trans isomerase activity; protein binding. The coding region runs from base 1 to 1158 and encodes 385 amino acids. The transcript has 7 exons. Lineage: Eukaryota; Discosea; Longamoebia; Acanthamoebidae.
AUGUCUGAGCAGCAGGGAAUCGACCUUUCGGGUGACGGAGGCGUGCUGAAGACGAUCAUCGUCGAGGGCACCGGCACGGAUACGCCCCCCUCUGGUUCUGACGUCACUGUACACUACACGGGCACGCUGCUGGAUGGAAAGAAGUUCGAUUCGAGCCGCGAUAGGGCUGAACCAUUCAAGUUCAAGCUCGGGGCGGGGCAGGUGAUCAAGGGCUGGGACCGCACCGUGGCUACCAUGAAGCGCGGCGAGCAGUGCCGCGUCGUGCUCCGCUCCGACUACGCCUAUGGCAAGAACGGCUCGCCGCCCACCAUCCCCGCCGAUGCCACCCUCGUGUUUGACAUCGAGCUGCUGAGCUGGAAGGACGAGGAGGACCUCACCCACGACGGCGGCGUCCUCAAGAAGGUGCUGCGCUCGGCCUCGCCAGAGAGCUGGGAGAGGCCCAAGGACGACUCAGAGGUGAAGGUCUCCUACACCCUCACCACGGCCGAUGGCCAGCACAUCGAGUUCAAGACCAACUUCACCUUCGUGCUCGGCUCCGACGCCGUGCCCGCCGGACUGGAGAAGGGAGUGGAGAGCAUGAAGAAGGGCGAGAAGGCGCUCCUCAAGGUGAGCGGCGACUAUGCCAAGGGCCACCCGGCUGCGCCCGCCGACGCCACGCUGCACUACGAGGUGGAGCUGCUGGAGUUCACCAAGGAGAAGGCCUCGUGGGAGAUGACCAACGAGGAGAAGAUCGCCGCUGCCCAGAAGAACAAGGACGACGGUAACGAGCUCUUCAAGGCCGGUAAGUUCAAGGGCGCCAUUAAGAAGUACAAGAAAUCGUCAUCGUUCGUGGAGAACGAGAACUCGUUCACGGAGGAGGAGAAGGCGCAGGCCAAGCCGCUCAGGGUCACCGCCCACCUCAACACCGCGGCGUGCAACCUCAAGCUCAAGGACUACAAGGCCUGCAUCGAAAACUGCGACAAGGCACUGUCGGCCCUCGAUGAGUGGCGCGAUGCCGAACUCACGCUCAACCAGGCCCUCGAGCACGAGCCCUCGAACAAGGACGUUCAGCGCGAGCUCGCCCUCCUCAAGCGCAAGGUGGCGGAGCAAGAGAAGAAGGACAAGAAGAGAUACGCCAACCUCUUUGCCCGCCUCAGCGCCGACGAGAACCAGAGCUGA